CCCACCAGUUCCGCCCACCUGUGCCUAGCAGUGCGCCCACCUGUGCCCAGCAGUGCGCCCACCUGUGCCCAGCAGUGCGCCCACCUGUGCCCAGCACCCAGCAGUGCUGCCAGUCAGUGCCCAGCAGUUGUGCCAGUCAAUGCCUAGCAGUGCCGGCAGUCAGUGCCCUGCAGUGAUGCCAGUGAGUGCCACCUAUCAGUGCUGUCUAUCAGUGCCACCUAUCAGUGCCACCUCAUUAGUGCUGCCUAUCCGUGCCACCUCAUUAGUGCUGCCUAUCAGUGCUGCCUAUCAAUUCCCAUCAGUGCUGCCUAUCAGUGCCCAUCAG
This is a messenger RNA of Staurois parvus, 325 nucleotides long. Lineage: Eukaryota; Metazoa; Chordata; Amphibia; Anura; Ranidae. The record is from the annotation of a GenBank genome assembly.